This is a messenger RNA of Lathyrus sativus (Indian pea), 717 nucleotides long. The record is from the annotation of a GenBank genome assembly. NCBI's taxonomy places the organism in Eukaryota, Viridiplantae, Streptophyta, Magnoliopsida, Fabales, Fabaceae.
AUGGCCAAUCCCUCCGGUGGAAGAAAGCCAAUCACACAUGUCGUUUUUGACAUGGAUGGUCUCUUGCUCGACACGGAGAAAUUCUAUACUGAAGUUCAGGAAAUUAUACUUGCUAGAUACAAUAAAACCUUUGAGUGGUCCCUCAAAGCAAAGAUGAUGGGAAUGAAAGCUAUAGAAGCUGCAAAGGUCUUUGUUGAAGAGACUGGAAUCAGUGAUUCACUUAGUGCUGAGCAAUUUCUUGUAGAAAGAGAAGAGAUGCUGAGGAGUUUGUUUCCAACAAGUGAACUUAUGCCAGGCGUUAGCCGUUUACUCAAGCAUCUACAUGCAAAAGAAGUUCCUAUUGCCGUGGCAACGGGUUCUCACAGGCGACAUUUUGAAUUGAAAACGCAAAGACAUGGUGAAAUGUUUUCUCUAAUGCAUCAUGUUGUUCUUGGUGAUGACCCAGAAGUUAAACAGGGAAAACCGUCACCUGAUGUAUUUCUUGCUGCAGCCAAGAGAUUUGAGGGUGGACCAGUAGAUCCAGAUAACAUACUUGUUUUUGAAGACGCACCCUCUGGAGUUCUCGCUGCUAAGAAUGCUGGGAUGUCAGUUGUUAUGGUUCCUGAUCCAAGAUUGGACAAAUCUUUUCAUGGUGCAGCAGACCAAGUUUUGAAGUCAUUGUUGGAUUUCAACCCCACCGAGUGGGGUUUACCUCCAUUUGAAGAUAAUGGAAGUUAA